AUGAGCUCGAACCCAGAAGCACCGGCGGCAACGUCGACAACGAGCACAACGUCGACAUCGACCACGAAGAAGGCGGGUGGUGCUCGACUCCCAUCUCUCAAUCAGCUCGCAGCACGGAUAAACAGCAAUGCAGCUGCCAAUGGCGUCACCCCACCGCAGGUCGCGACCUCCGCUCCCCGUCCUCGCCUGGCUGCGUUUGCAUUGCGGACAGGUUCGACCACGAGCGUAAACACAGUGACAUCGACAGCAGACUCGAUGGCUGUCAAUGCACCCAGCACGCGGUCGGUAUCCCCUGCGAUGAGCAGUGUGUCGAAUCAGAGCAGCACUGUUCCGCUAGAGGCAAGCGGUGGAGAACCCCUGACGACAGAGAAGCUCGAGAAAUUGAACCAAGAAACGGCGUCGGUGGACGGGACAGUCAAGAUCGCUGUCGCAGAGGCACCGAAGAAGAAGGUCGGAUACAAGAACAUCCCCAGCUUGGAUGCGAUAACCGCGCGGAUCGCAAAGCAGAGGGCGAUGAGCCUCAGUAUCGAUGGAUCGGCGACACCGCCCGAGCCUGAGAUGAUCGAGGACCCGAAGACGCCUGGAGUGCCGAUGAAGGCUCCAGAGCAUCCUUUGCAGUUCUCCUGGACGAUAUAUCACGACACGAAAGCAAAAUAUCCUUUCACCCCUGCGUCUGCUGUUCCAGGGCAAGCGUUCAGCCAGCCUGCACCUGGAAGCGCCGGCAGCGAGGCGCCCUACUCAGCCUCGCACCCACCGGAAAGCACCGAGUACGAGGCAGGCCUGACGAUCAUCGGCGAGUUCAGCACGGUCGAGGAGUUCUGCCGGUACUUCAACUGGCUGAAGCCGCCGUCGAAGCUGGAGAAGAAUAGCAACUACCACAUCUUCAAGUCUGGGAUCAAGCCGAUGUGGGAGGACCCUGCGAACGCGAACGGAGGCAAGUGGGUGCUGACGAUGAAGAACAACCCGGCGCUGCUUGACCGGUGCUGGAAUUGGCUGGCGAUGGCGCUUGUUGGCGAGGAGCUGGAGGAGGGGGACGAGCUUUGCGGUGCGGUUGUUAGUUUGAGGAGCAAGGUGGAUCGCAUCCAGGUGUGGACGCGCAGCAAGGACGAUGUGGAGAAGCUGAACGGUAUCGCUAAGAGGCUCGUCAAGCUGUUGGAUGUUAGCGAGGCGGAUAAUAUUGGUCUGGAGUUCCAGUAUAACAGCGAUGAUCGGCCUCCCCCAAACAAAUUCCUUUCCAUCCAAUCAAUGCCAAAUUCUUCCUUCCGGUCGUCCUUCCAAGCACCGACUGCUACUGGUCCCCCUCAGGUGUCAGGACCCGGAGGUGCGUUCGGCGGUUUUGGUACUGGAGUAGGGAUCGGCGGCGGCUGGAAAGGCUCUUCUCUCAAGAGGUCUUGA
Cyclocybe aegerita is the source of this 1395-nucleotide messenger RNA. Lineage: Eukaryota; Fungi; Basidiomycota; Agaricomycetes; Agaricales; Hemipholiotaceae. The record is from the annotation of a GenBank genome assembly.